AUGUGGUACGGGAAUUUGUAUUAUCCUGUGUGGCGGGCGCGGCGGGUGGAAGCUACAGCGUAUCUGUCCCAGAGGCGCUGCAGUGUGCCUAAGUAUCGAGAGAUGAAACUUGCGUAUCAGUUAACCUCGGUCUUGUUGCUGGCGGCUUGCGUCUGCCUGGCGAAUGAGAGCCGGAGAGCCCACGGCGAGGGCGACCACCACCGCAGGGACACGGGCGUGCAGCACGGGCGCGGCGGCAGGGAGAGAGACCACACGGGAGAUGACGAGAACGUGAGGUCGUGGGUGAGGGAGGAGAGGAGGAGGCUGAAGGAGGAGAGGCGGCAGGACAGGGAGGAGCGGCGGCGCCAGCGACAGGACGGCCGGCGGGGCGGCUCGAGGCCCGACGCCCUCGAGGACGACUUGGGGCCUGAGCGAGGCGCCGCCCCCGCGCAGCUCCCGAGGGCGAGGACGCGGAACGAGAUGGCUCAGCCCCCGGCGUCGCAAGGGCACGAGGCUCCUGCGGCAGGAGGCGCGUCUCGUCACUCCGGCAGGGAGGCACAGGGCCCGUCGCGCGCCGAAAAUCAUCACAGCCAAGAAGUGAUCAACAUGGAGUGGAUGAGAGCCAACCUGUCUUCCCUGUGGGUCGUGGUGCGGGAACUGUCCAGGCAGCAUGCCCGUUUCGUGGGCCACCGAGGCCACGCCGGGCGGGGCCGUGGCCAUGGCUCCGUCGGGCCAGUCAUAGGCGAGGGCCAUCCUUCAUGCCCCGUGGGUGACGACGACUGCAGGAUGGAGGGAAGUGAAGUCUGCGGAGGCCACGGGGAGUGCUCCUGCGGCCACUGCGUCUGCCACCCGGGAUACUAUGGGACCUACUGCCAGUGUAGUGAUCAUACCUGCCCGCUCUACGACGGGAUGAAGUGCGGCGGCCCCACCCGAGGCCAGUGCCGCUGCGGGGGCUGCGUGUGCCGCCCUGGCUACACCGGAGAGGCCUGUGACUGCCCGACGGAUACCCUGGGCUGCGUCGGCUCGGCGAACGGCACCAUCUGCUCGGCGCAAGGAACGUGCGAGUGUGGCCGCUGCCGAUGCGCCGACGGGUACAAAGGCAUGUACUGUGAAGAUACAGUUUAUGCAGCUGGUGUCUGUGAAAAGCUUAAACCCUGUGUCCUUUGCAAGGCCUGGAAUCGGGAUUUGGUGAUUUGUGCUGACUGUCAGAUCACGAUUACUAUGGUAGAUAAUCUAGAACCUGCAAAGAACACCUGCGUGAUGGUUAACUCAGGAUGCAUCUUAAAGUAUUCCUACAUUCCUCAAGGACCAGAUGCCUACACGGUCCUUGUGCCUCGGGAUAUGCAAUGCCCCCCCAAAAAUGAAGAGGACUGAGUCGGGGCAGAAGCUCUCUCGAGACUGACGAAUGGGAGUUUGUGAUGCCAAGAACUUCCUCCUUCUCUCGGUCUUUUUACUUUAUCAAUUAAGAGGCACGACGAUGACUGUCAAUUAAGAGGCGACGAUGACUGUCAAUGAAGAGGCACGACAAUGACUGUCAUUUAAGAGGCACGACGAUGACUGUUUAAUUCAGAUCUGUAAUUUCAGUGCAAUGAUAUAUUUUUUUUUCUAUGUUGGUUUAGUCUGUUUGUGAAUUAUUCUAUACAUCAUUUUAUUUUACCUUACAAUACAAAUAGGUCUUUAUUUUUAUUUGACAUAGUAUCAUAAACUAGUACAUUUUGAUCAUGUUUCAUUGUUUACCACAACUUUUGAUCUACCUCUUCUAAUAGUUAUUCUAAUAUAUUUGGUAAUUAUCACUCUUAUUGGAAAGAAAACUCAAUAAAGCUGAUGGUAAAGAUUCAGAAAAUUAAUGACUCUGUUCAAGGUUAAAAAAUACUGGUGUUUUAUAUGACCAUAACAAACUAAAAGUCAGCAAGGGAUUGAGAUUCAGCCAAAUUAUUAUUUAUUUUGUUCAGUAUUUUUUGGGGGGGGGUCUAUUUUUUUUUUUUUUUUAUACAAUUUUCAUUGUUUUUAGGCUUCUUGAGACAAGAGAUGUCAGGAAGUGUUAUUUUAUAUUCUUCAGCUUCAUAAUGCAUUAUUGGAUACUGGAGCUACUUCUGCUAGUAAAUUUAUAUCAAUACUAUUGUACAAUUUUUUGUUUCAACGCUUUGAUGCUCUUAAGCCCGAAGACCAAUAUGCAUAAACAAAAAUCUUUGAAUGAGACAAUCACUAGUAUAAAGGAAUAGCAAAAAUAUAUACUGAUCAUAUUUAUUCUAAAAAAUAUUGGAGAGCAAAAAUAAUUCAAUGUAUGCUAUCUGGCAAAAAAAAAUCAACAUAUACUAUCUUGCAAAAAACAAAAACAAAAAAAUAACAACAAUAACAACAGGCAUGAACACCAGCAUGCCACACUGCACUUAGCUUCAAGUCAUUACAAAAAAAAAAAAAAAAAAAAAAAAAAAAAAAAUCUAAUGAUAAAACUGGUGUUUCAUUACGAGAUUCAGCGUAAACUGUCUUUUUUUAUUUCUAUUUUUUUAUGAACUGUGUAUACUGAGCCAUUGGUAUUAAAUAUGAAUAUGAA
Molecule: messenger RNA, 2533 nt
Organism: Penaeus chinensis
Lineage: Eukaryota; Metazoa; Arthropoda; Malacostraca; Decapoda; Penaeidae
Exons: 11
Coding region: 1-1353 (450 amino acids)
Biological process (GO): integrin-mediated signaling pathway; cell adhesion mediated by integrin; cell migration
Cellular component (GO): cell surface; focal adhesion; integrin complex
Molecular function (GO): integrin binding
Source: RefSeq, a predicted model, not a curated record